This is a messenger RNA of Paramecium tetraurelia, 3138 nucleotides long. RefSeq lists its product as uncharacterized. Gene Ontology annotation, cellular component: membrane; intracellular membrane-bounded organelle. Lineage: Eukaryota; Ciliophora; Oligohymenophorea; Peniculida; Parameciidae. Gene Ontology annotation, biological process: calcium ion transmembrane transport. The transcript has 7 exons. The record is from RefSeq and is a predicted model, not a curated record. Gene Ontology annotation, molecular function: P-type calcium transporter activity; ATP hydrolysis activity; ATP binding.
AUGAAACACCAAUAUUCAAAAUAGUAGGACUCCCAGGAUUACGAAUAAAUGCGUGGGAUUGAAGACUUCAAGGACUUAGUUCUAAGGGUGUAGAAAUGGGGAGGAGACCAAGGUUUGGCAAAACAAUUGAAAUCCAAUUAACAGAAAGGGAUUGAUUCGGAAGCCUAAGUGAUAGAGAACCGGGAGAAAUACGGUAACAAUGACCCGAUUGAGAAGGAGUCGGAAUCCUUAUGUGAUUUAAUUUUGGAGUGCUUCGGAGAUACAAUGCUUUAAAUUUUAUUGUUGGCAGCUUUUGUGAGUACGAUAAUUGGAAUGGUAAAUGAAGGCGUGGCAACUGGAUGGACAGAGGGUGCAACAAUAUUUUUUGCUGUGUUUUUGAUAGUUUCAAUAACAGCUGGUAAUAAUUAUUUAAAAGAAAGACAAUUUUAGUAAUUGCGUAGAAGGUUGGAUGAGGGAAUAGUAUAAGUAGUAAGAGGAGGAAUAGUGGAGAUAUCAAUAAAGGACAUAGUAGUAGGCGAUGUUCUCUAAUUUGGGAUCGGAGACAUGUUCGCAGUGGAUGGAUUAAUGAUCCAGGGAUCUUCAGUGAAAGUGGAUGAAUCUGCAAUGACCGGCGAGUCUGAUGAGAUAAAAAAGUUACCCUUUAGUGAGAUGAUUCAACAAUCAAAAUUACCAUUAGACAGUCAUCAUUGUAGUCCCUUUUUGAUCAGUGGUACUAAAUGUCUAGAUGGGAAUGGUUACAUGCUAGUAUUGUAGGUUGGAUAAAAUACAGUUUAAGGACAGUUGAAAUUAUUGUUAAACUAAGAUAAUCCUCCAACACCACUCCAACAAAAAUUGGAGGGGGUGGCUGAAGAUAUUGGUAAAUUGGGAACAUUGGUAGCCAUCCUAACAUUUAUAGCAUUGAUGGGACAUCUAAUCUAUGAUGUCUUUGUAUUACAUAAACAUGAUUUCUUGACCUUGAAAACAUUCUCAUUUAUCAUCGAUGCAUUUAUGAUUGGAGUAACCAUCAUAGUAGUUGCAGUGCCUGAAGGAUUGCCACUUGCUGUGACUAUAGCUUUGGCCUAUUCAGUAGGAAAGAUGAAGGAUGAAUAAAAUCUAGUAAAGAAUCUUGCAUCUUGUGAAACUAUGGGAGGAGCCAAUAAUAUUUGUAGUGAUAAGACAGGGACACUAACUUAAAAUGUCAUGUCAGUCACUACUAUUUGGAGUGAAAAUAGUUUCAUUCUUAAGGACUAAUUGACUUCGAAUAAUAAUUUGCUAUCAAAACAAACAGUAGAAAUAAUGGCUGAAUCUAUUUGCUAUAAUUCGAAUGCAAAUCCAACCAAAGAUAAAAAUAGCAAUAGAUGGAUACAAAUUGGAAAUAAAACAGAGUGUGCCUUGAUUGAAUUAGCUGAUCUCUUUGGGUUCAAGUAUGCCAAUUAUAGACAAAAUGACAAGAUACUCAGGUAAAUACCUUUCAGUAGCAAAAGAAAGAAGAUGAGCACUGCUGUUCUCAAUUAAAAGAAUUAGACUGUUAGAAUAUUUACAAAAGGGGCUUCAGAAAUCAUAUUGGCAUAAUGUUUCAAAUAUGUUUCAAAAGGGGGAAAUGAAAUGUUACUUGAUAAAGCAAAAAAGGAUGACAUUCUACACAAUGUAAUUGAACAAUAUGCUUCUCAAUGUUUAAGAACAAUAGCCAUAGCUUACAGAGAUUUUGAACCUCAGAGUUCUAGUUUUAAAGGUUCUACAGUAAAUAUGAAGGCACAUAUUCAUCAAAUUCCAGAAGAUGAUUUAGAUAAGGAUUUAACAUUAAUUGCUAUUUGUGGUAUAAAGGAUCCCAUUAGAGCAGAUGUUCCAAAUGCAAUCAAAUUAUGCAAUUAAUCUGGAGUGGUUGUGAGAAUGGUUACAGGAGAUAAUAUCAUUACUGCAUAAUCCAUAGCCAAGGAGUGUGGCAUUUUGGAGUAAGGCAGAGCUCAAUAGGAAUUUGAGGUAAUUGAAGGCAAAAAAUUUAGAGAAUUGGUUGGAGGGUUGAUGACUGUUAAGGAUGAUGAAGGUAAGGAAAUUAAGAAAAUUAAAAAUAUGCAGAUCUUCUCCAAAAUCAGUAGAGAAAUGAGGGUUAUGGCAAGAGCAUCCCCGGAAGAUAAAUACCUAUUAGUUACUGGGUUAAUUGAGGAAGGCAAUGUUGUGGCUGUUACAGGAGAUGGUACUAAUGAUGCACCUGCUUUAAAGAAAGCUGAUGUCGGAUUUGCUAUGGGAAUUACUGGAUCUGAUGUUGCCAAGGAUGCUGCAGAUAUCAUCCUUAUUGAUGAUAACUUCAAUUCAAUUCUUACAGCUAUGAUAUGGGGUAGAAACAUCUAUGAUUGCAUAAGGAAGUUUAUUUAAUUUUAAUUAACUGUCAAUUUGGUGGCACUAUUCAUGUCAUUUACAGGUGCUGUGAUAUUAAAGUAAUCUCCCUUAAAUGCAAUCGAAAUGCUAUGGGUCAAUUUAAUUAUGGACACCUUUGCAUCCUUGGCUUUGGCUACAGAACCUCCAUCAAUAACAGUGUUGUCAAGACUACCGUAUAGAAGAACAGAUCAAAUAGUUUCCCCAACUAUGUACAGAACCAUCGUAGGAGCUAGUGUCUAUUAAAUAACUAUACUUUCCUUUAUUCUAUUCUUGUUACCAAACUACGUAGAUUGUUCUAUGCCACCAGAACUUUACCCUUCGAAUGUAGUGCAAAUGAGCAUAUUUUUCUAAGCGUUUGUUUUGAUGCAAGUGUUCAAUUCGAUUUCAUGCAGACAAUUAGAUUAUCAUACAAAAAACCCCUUUUCAAAUUUUUGUAAUAACCCAUUGUUUUGGAUCGUUUAAACAAUUACAGUGAUAGUUUAGAUAUUACUAAUUCAAUAUGGUGGUAGAUAUGUGAAGGUGUCACAUCUGACAUCGUCUUAGCAUCUACUGUGUUUCGGAUUUGGAGUAUUUGGAAUAGUUUUUUCAUUGCUAUUCAAAUUUAUACCUGAGAGCAUAUGUCAAAAGAUUCAUCUUUUCAGGGAAGAUGAGAUCAAGACAGAUAAGAUGGAUGAUACUCUGACGAGUAGAUUAAGGAGGAAGUCAACAAUGCGUUUGCAUACUAGUUAAAGAAGUAAAGUCGAGGGGGGGAGUCUAUAAAAGAUGAGUUCAUAAAAGAUAUGA